Melanaphis sacchari is the source of this 2067-nucleotide messenger RNA. RefSeq lists its product as uncharacterized. The record is from RefSeq and is a predicted model, not a curated record. NCBI's taxonomy places the organism in Eukaryota, Metazoa, Arthropoda, Insecta, Hemiptera, Aphididae. The transcript is spliced from 2 exons. The coding region runs from base 1 to 2067 and encodes 688 amino acids. Gene Ontology annotation, molecular function: nucleic acid binding; zinc ion binding.
AUGGAAAGUCAAACUAGAAAUAUUGUUACCGCGCCAGGGGAUUCGGACCCCCAGGUGCCGGCAGUAGUGGGUGGACCCGAGGUAACAGCCGGGUCCAACGUAGCGGGCCCACUACGGUCGUCAGCCAACGACCGUGAGGGUGCGAGGGUGGCCAGCCAGGCCCCCGUCACUCUAACAAAUACUAGCGCUGAGAAAAUGGAUGUUGCAACGUCAGGUUCCACGCAGAAGAGCUCCAGCCCCAAGCUUCAGACGAAGCUGCUGUCCUCGGGCUCCAGCAAGGAAACCAACCAUCAGGCGGUAGUGGCGGCCACGGAAGAGGCUAAUGCCCGUUUCUUCAAACACCUACAACAAGUGUACAACUUGUCGAAGGGGUUGGACGACAAAGUGGCUGCUGCCCCUAACACGAAGAGGGAAAUUAAGUCCCUCAUUGCACAGCUGUCGAGUGGCGUCAGAGGACUUAUACAAUGGGGAAGGCUAACCGUCAAAGUCUGCGCCAGUACCUCGAGCAGGGGCAAUCAAACAAACCCGGAUAAAACGAAGGUGAGUACCUCGAGCAGGGGCAUUCAAACAGAGUUCAAGACAAAUCCCGUCAACGAAAACGUUGUAGGAGUAAUACUGGCUUCGGAGGACGACGUACCUUCACCAGAUCGCUCCCGAUUCGAGAUACCUGCAGCUAUCGAGGGUCUUCGGCAGAUAAUAAAAACCCAGGGCGAUGUAAUUGAAAAGCUGGCCGAAAAGGUGGAGAAGACUUGGCUUACAAGUGGACAAAACCCGCGACAACAACAAAUAGACCCGGGGCCUACCCAAGAGAAGCCUAAACAGCAGCCGAAGCAGAAGCCAAAGCAGCAGCAGAAGGAUCUUCAGGUGCAGGGAGUCGUGAAGAAGGACACACAGCCAAACCAGGGUCACCAGCAGCCAGGCACAUCCACAAAUAACUCGGAAUCCGAGACGGGGGAGUGGAAAGAAGUCACCAAACGCCGGGGGACCAAAAAUCCCUCUAAGGCAAGACUGAUCACAACCACCAAAAAGAAGCCCGACGCGGAGGCACUGGUCCGGAGACGAGUUCCAAGGGCGGAAUCGGUGACAAUUGCAGACCCCGCCAACGGGGAAACAUACGCCAGUGUGAUGAGGCUCGCGACCAGCUGCAUCGAUCUGCAAGAGCACGGUAUCGAAAUCGGGAGAGUACGGCGCACAAAAGCAGGAGCUAUCCUCAUGGAGGUCAGCGGGAAAGAGAAGGCAGAAAAGCUAUCCACCCUCCUUUGUGAAUCCCUAGGCCAAAGAUCGAAAGUUAGCAGACCCAGGAGAACGACCCCAGUGCUGGUCAUCAACAUCCCUGAAUGGCUGGACGAUGACAAGGUUAAAUGCACGAUUGUGGAAGCAGACCCCGGCCUGGAUAGCUCAUGUAUCAGCAUAAGGGAGAAUGCUGGAGGAGGCAAGGUAGCUAAGCUCACAGUGGAUAUGGAUACAGCUCUUAGACUAUCCGCACUUAAGAGCAUUAGAAUAGGAUGGAACUCGUGCCGCGUCAAGCUCUUGGAGACAAAGUCACCGACCUGCUACAGAUGCCAGGCGAACGGUCACAUCGCGGCAGAAUGUCGAGCCACAGAUGCUUUGCCGAAAAAGUGUUACCGAUGCCGCGGAACAGGACACCUUGCGGCAACGUGCCAGGCAUCCAGACCUGAGCAUAAGAAGAGCGGGGUAACGGAAUCCGCAGGCGAAGGGGAUCUGCUCAGGCAGUACGCAGCCGAGCAGCUUGUAGAGGUUGUACUUAUUACCGACCCCUACUCUGCUCCCGAAGGAUCGACUUCUUGGUUCGCCAGUUCCGGAACCCGGAGAGCGGCCAUCUGGCUCGCAGGCAAGAAUGUUACUGCUGCCAAAGUCCAUAGGGAUUCAGAAUUCGUGUCCGUCCGCCUAAAUGGUGUCCAAACAUUUAGAUGUUAUGCGUCACCCAAUAAGACGAGGGCCGAAUUCGAGGAUUUCUUGAGAAGGUUGGAAGAUAAGGUCAGAGCUGUAGAGCCGGGGGUUCCUGUUUUGAUCACAGGGGACUUUAACGCACGAUCAGCGUCAUGA